Sodiomyces alkalinus F11 is the source of this 165-nucleotide messenger RNA. RefSeq names its product ATP synthase subunit 8. Bases 1 to 165 code for a protein of 54 amino acids. Gene Ontology annotation, biological process: proton motive force-driven ATP synthesis. The record is from RefSeq and is a predicted model, not a curated record. Gene Ontology annotation, molecular function: proton transmembrane transporter activity. The transcript has a single exon. NCBI's taxonomy places the organism in Eukaryota, Fungi, Ascomycota, Sordariomycetes, Glomerellales, Plectosphaerellaceae.
AUGCCACAAUUAGUACCUUUUUAUUAUAUGAAUGAAGUAGUCUUUGCUUUUAUAAUAAUUGUAUUAGUUCAUUAUAUCUUCUCUAAAUAUAUUUUACCUGGAAUGGUUUACUUAUUAGUUUCUCGUAUAUUUAUAGUAGAAGAUUUAGAAGAUAUAUUUUACUAA